AUGUAGAAAUAAGAGUAACCUUUAUAGCUUGUCUACAAAAAUAAGGAUGGAAUACUAGAAGUUUCUUAGUAAGCUAAAAAUUAUUUAUGCUCUCUUAAAGAAAAAUCAUUAGGAGUUUUAAGUAUAGUUGGACCAUAUAGAACAGGAAAAAGUUGCUUAAUUAAUAAAUUAUUUAUAAAUGAAGAACAAAAACAAUUCAAAACAAGUCCAACUGUUAAUUAAUGCACUAAGGGUUUAUGGGUUUGCCCUGAAUUAUUUGAGUCAGAAUCUGGUUAAAAAUUUAUAGUUAUUGAUAGUGAGGGAUUUGGAAGCAUUGACCAGAAUGAAAAUAGUGAUAAUAAAAUUAUGUUCUUGAAUUUACUAUUGAGUUCUGUUCUUAUAUUUAAUACAAUGGGUCCGAUUGAGGAAAAAUCGUUAAACCAAUUAUAUAAUGUUCUUAAAUUAGUCAAGUAAUUGUAAUUGUAAGUUUCUAAUGAUAAAAGCGUUAGCUAAAAUUUACCAUUUUUCAUGUGGGUAUUGAGAGAUUUUAGUUUAAUUUUAGAAGAUCAAAAGGGUGAACCAUUAAAUUCAAAACAAUAUUUAGAGAACUCUUUGGAAGAAUAAAAGGGUUUAUCUGAAACUACUAUGCAAAAGAAUAUGGUUCGCAAGCUUUUUAAGCACUUCUUUCCUGAAAGAGAUUGUGUUGCUGUUGUGCGCCCUUUAGAAGAAGAAUCUCAACUAUAAUCCAUAAGUGUUUAAAACCAAACAGAAUUUCGUUAGGAAUUUUUAUAAGAUAUAUUAAAACUUCAAAAAAAAGUUGUUAAAAGAAUGAGAGCUAAAGCAUUUAACAAUAGAUAUAUUACUGGGCCAUAAUUAAUUUUUUUAAUAGAAAAAUAUCUUAGUGCAAUAAAUAAAGGUAUUACACCAAAUUUAUAAAAGAUAUAAGAAUAAUUAAUAGAGUUUAUUACAUCGGAUAUUGAACAAUAAUGCAAAAAUUUGAUCUUUUAAAGUUUGAAACUUAAAGAUAAUUCUGAACUGAUUUCUCAGAGCCUUUAAGAGUAAUUAUUAUGCUCUACAAAAUAAAAAAUAAUAGAAAUAUGCGAAUUAGAAGGCGUUAACAACUAAAAUAUACUAAUUGAAUUUGAAAAAUAUUCUUAACUGUACAAGAAAUAAAAUAAUGAAUUAUAUUAGACUAAAUGUGAAGAAAUUAUGGUAAAAAAAAUAAAUAUCAUUCAAAACAAUCUUACCUAAGAAGAAUGUGAAAUUCUCACAUAUUGGAACUAAAUAAAAGAAGAAAUAACAUCAGAAUAUGGAGAAAUAUGUAGCAUUAUCCUUGAAACAAAAAGUAAAUUUUUGCAGAUUGCUUAUAAGUAAUUUUAUGAAUUUCAGAUUCAGUAGAAGUAAAUGUAACAUGAAACAGAUAUUUAAAAAUAUGUGAAAUGCUAUGAGAAUAUUAUAUAAAAUAAAGAAGAAGAAAAAUUGUAGCUAGAGAGGUAGAUUAAUGAGAAAGAUUGCUUACUCAAGUAGUAAAAAGAUUUUACUAACGAUUUAAAUGAAAAAUUAAAAGAAUCUUAGCAUGAAUAUGAAGAAAGAUAACACUUUUAUGAUCAAUAAAUUAAAUUACUUAGCACUAAAAUAGAUAGUAUGAAAGAAUAUUAAGACUAUGUAAGAAUAGAGAAUGAAUUGAGAGAUGUGAAAGUAGAAUUUGAGUUUAUGGAAUCGAAAAACCAACAAAAAAGAGAAAUGCUAGUCCAAGAAAUAUAAUUUUUAAAAAAUGAGAAAAAUUAACUCCUAGAAGUUAAUAAUAAUUUAAAGACUAUGUAUGCAGAAACCUAAGAAAGGUAUAAAGAAAAAGAUAGCCAGGUAAAUUAGUGCACAAAUACUAUUAUUUAGCUACAAAGUGAAGUGAAAGUUUUAAAUGAUUAGCUUAAAUAAACAGAAGAUAAGUUAAAAGAAACCAAUUAAGCAUAUCAAAUAGAGAUAAGUUCUCUCAAGUUAGGUACUGAAAAAAAAAUGAAAGAAAUUUAACAAAGUGCUGAAGAAUUAAAUGAAGUUGUUAUCAAUAAAAAAUCAGAACAAUGGGAAAGAGAUAAACAACUUUUUGAAAGUUAGCUCUUGUUUUUAAAGCAAUAACUUCAAGAUAGCAAGGCUAUAAAUGAGUAGCUGAUUCAAGCACUAAAUUUAGGAAGAACUUAAAGUGUAUCAUAAGCAGAAAUGCAAUUUUAAAGUUAUUAAGAAUUAAUGGAAAGCAAUAAGUAACUUUUAUUGAUAAUUAAUCAGUAAGAAAGUAAAAUGCAGGUUAUGCAGAGUAAAAUAGAUUCUCUAAAAAUAUUCAAAACUAUUGUGAAAUAAAGUGCAGGAUUUAGCUGUAAGCUUUGUAAUAUUUAUUGUGACAUUGAUAACUACCAAAAUCAUCUAAAUGUCUGUUCUAUAGGAACCAACCCAUUUGGAGACGUUAUUAGAAGCUAAAUAAGAUAAAACUAACUCAAUAAAAGUUUUGAAAAAUCUGGUAUACUUUCAAAUGCUGCAGAAAAUAGUAAUAAGAAGAAAGAUUCAUCUAAGAAAUGGGUAAGUAGAGGAGGAUCUCAAACAAGAAACCAUUCUAGGUCAUUAGAAAACAGGGAUACUAGAUUAAACAAAUCUUUAAUUUUAACAAAUUCGUAUUUAAAAACUUCCUGUAUCAACAAUCAAAAAUGCAAUACUUCUGUAAAUCUUGCGAAUACUUCUCAAUAAUCUAUAGAAGAUUGUAAUGAUAUAUCUGGUAUUCAUGUAAAUUAAGUGCAAGACCAAAAGAUUUAUUAAAAGUAUAGAUAGCAUAGUCCUCUAAACUAGUUAGAAACAUCAUAUGGAAAUUUUUCAACUAAAAAUUCAAUCCAUUAAAGAUUAACUUAAAGCAAUAUAUACUAAACUCCUUUGGCAAGUUAAAAUCAAAUAAAUAAAGGAUUUUAAAUGGAAUUAAUUUCAAAUAUUCCAAAACAAAUAGACUUAAGAAAGGAAGAAAUUAACAAUACAAAAUAAUAUGUUGAUUAUAUCGAAAAUGGUAUUGAAUUUAAUAAUAUUAAUGAUAUUUAAGAAAUAGAAGAAGCUCCAUUUCCAUCUUUGAAAUUAGAGGAUUUUUCUAUUGAUAUCCUAUAAACACUUAUUUCCUAAGACGGCAGCUCAAAACCUUACUCUUUAUACGAAAUAUAAAUUAAAUUAUUUAAUGAAGGAGCUUAAUGGACAGUGUUUAAAAAAUACAAAGACUUCCAUGAGUUACACUAAAGACUUUAAACUUACUUCACUAAAUCAAAUAAGGUACCUAAGCAAGAUAGAAUGAAAUUUGCAGAUGUUUCUUUUGUAAAUGCUCUCAGUUCUUUAAAUUUAGAAAAUUCUAAAAAUGAUAACGAAAAUUCUUUUGUAAGUAGCUAAAAUAACAGCAGUAUUCUCGAAAAGAGGGCUUAAAAUAUUUAACAAUAUCUAUAAAUGAUUUCAUAAGUGUAAUCUAUCAGAAUUUCAGCUAUAUUUUAGAGUUUUUUCAAUUUUUCCAGAGAUUAGGUUUUAGGAAAUAAAUUGCAAAAUUAAUUAAGUCAAGAAUCUUAUCAGGAAUCUAAAUUAUAAAAUUAAAGUAUCAACUAAAAGCAUUCUCAUAGCUUUUCCCUAUCAAUAAACUUUGAUGAAAAGAAUAAUUCCGUAAACCAUGGAAACCUUAGUCAUCAUAUCGAAAUUGAAGAAAGUGAAAGAUCGCUAUCUUUAUCAUAAAGUCCCACUAAGAAAGAGAAAUCAACUAUACUUAAUGAGCCUUAAGAAAAUGGAAACAGGAUUACAUCAUUUUAAUAGCAAAUGAAUGGUAAUAAUUUGCUUAUGGCUAAGUACUAAAGAAAUACAAUGAGCAAUAUUUACUAAAAUAGAGACUAAAAUUAGUAAUAAUUACUAUUAUAAGAAAACUUCUAAACCUAAACAUACAAAAAGACCCCUUAAUUAAAUUCUACUUAGCUAGGUAAAGAAAAUCUUUUGAAUUUAGGAAAAAGAGAUAGAAGUUAGAAUAUGGGUAAUAUUCAAACUCCUCAAUUAUGCACAAAUAAAAUAGCCAUAAAUAGACAAUUCUAAGUUCCAACAACAAGUUAGAAAUUGGGUAAAUAAAAUAGUAAAAGCCCUAAUCUAGUAAAAUAAAAUGGUCCCACUUAUAAUCACUAAAGAAAUUUAUCUAUAGAUUGUAACAACAACGGUUUAGUAUGCAACGAAAUAACAAACCACAAUAACUUAUAAUAAAAUACUAACAAAUCGUUAAAGAAUGAAAUACAAGAAAGAAUAAGAAAGAGUUACAAAGUUUAGACAACAGGAGCAUUACUAAAAAAGUUAUGA
Tetrahymena thermophila SB210 is the source of this 4320-nucleotide messenger RNA. RefSeq names its product amine-terminal domain guanylate-binding protein. NCBI's taxonomy places the organism in Eukaryota, Ciliophora, Oligohymenophorea, Hymenostomatida, Tetrahymenidae. The record is from RefSeq and is a predicted model, not a curated record. Gene Ontology annotation, molecular function: GTP binding; GTPase activity; phosphatidylinositol binding. The transcript is spliced from 6 exons.